GCCGGCCGCGGGGCUGGGCGCUGGCCCCGCUUCGCUGGCAGCCGCGCUCGGAGCCAAUCAGGAGGCGAGGGCGAACACGCCCGCCCGCACCGGGUUUCCGCGGCCCAGCCGCGCGCCAACCGCAGAGCCGACCUUGCCGGCCCGCUGUCCCCUCGGCGUCCCGGCGGCCGCGCGGCAGGCGAGGAGCGGCCGCGAGCAUGGACGUGAGCAUCGCCCCGCUGCGCGCCUGGGACGACUUCUUCCCCGGCUCCGACCGCUUCGCGCGCCCGGACUUCAGGGACAUUUCCAAAUGGAACAACCGCGUGGUCAGCAACCUGCUCUACUACCAGACCAACUACCUGGUGGUGGCUGCCAUGAUGAUCUCCGUCGUGGGGUUCCUGAGCCCCUUCAACAUGAUCCUGGGAGGCCUGGUGGUGGUGCUGGUGUUCACGGGCUUCGUCUGGGCGGCGCACAAUAAGGACAUCCUCCGGCGGAUGAAGAAGCAGUACCCCACGGCCUUCGUGAUGGUGGUCAUGCUGGCCAGCUACUUCCUCAUUUCCAUGUUCGGGGGAGUCAUGGUCUUCGUGUUCGGCAUCACGUUUCCUCUGCUGUUGAUGUUCAUCCAUGCCUCGCUGCGGCUGCGGAACCUCAAGAACAAGCUGGAGAACAAAAUGGAGGGGAUCGGCUUGAAGAGGACGCCCAUGGGCAUCGUCCUGGACGCCUUGGAACAGCAGGAGGAGAACAUCAGCAAGUUCACCGACUAUAUCAGCAAAGUGAAGGAGUAGCGGGUGGCCCUCCGGCUGGCAGCCCCGGCUGCCCGCGUCUGUCCAUGCCACCUUCCUUUUGUCUGAACAGGAAGUGCCGGUCCACCACCCAGCUCUCCACAGCAGCAUGCUCCCACAGGCCACCCUCCUCACGCCCUGAGGGGACCCGGGAGGGUCUCAGAAACCGGAAGAAAACCACCCUCCUGCUGGGUCGCAGGUGCCGCGUGUCUGUGACAGAGCACCAGCCCUGCUGUGUCCCAGUGGGCCAGCCCCCUGCACCCUCCAGACAGCCAGCAGACCCCGUCUCGCCUUAGCCUGUUUGCAGCCCCCUCCCGCCCCGAGAGCCCUUAGGACGGGCAAGCGCGGGGAAUAGACUAGCUUAGUUUUCAUUGUUAUUCUUUUAAAGUCGAAGACGAUCUCUCUCACUUUACCACCUGUCUGACGUGCAGUGAACACUGGAUAAGCCAGUUCUUUAUACUUUGUUUACGGAUAUAAAGAUAGCUGUUUAGAAUAUUUUGUUAAAUUUUUGUAAAUUUUUUGAGAUGCUAGUCCUGUUUUUUCACCAGCAGGUGGUUGCUGCGGACUUAAUGUCAUCUUCCUUAAGGAGGUUACACUGUGUAGCCUGUAUUACCCUUGACAGACUUGUUAAAAAACAAACAAAAUAAAGCUGAACUUGGGUUCUGUC
This is a messenger RNA of Sciurus carolinensis (gray squirrel), 1428 nucleotides long. It is a transcript of the gene Arl6ip5, whose product is annotated as ADP ribosylation factor like GTPase 6 interacting protein 5. Gene Ontology annotation, cellular component: membrane. The transcript is spliced from 3 exons. The record is from RefSeq and is a predicted model, not a curated record. Lineage: Eukaryota; Metazoa; Chordata; Mammalia; Rodentia; Sciuridae. Gene Ontology annotation, biological process: negative regulation of transport. The coding region runs from base 198 to 764 and encodes 188 amino acids.